AUGGAAUACUUGAGCAGGAACUUGAAGACUUUGAAGCAUGAGAAGGCUUUUCAUUAUCAUCCCAUGUGUUCAAGGCUGGAUUUAACUCACUUGAGUUUUGCGUAUGAUCUCCUCCUAUUUGCAAGAGGAGAUGUUGCAUCUGUAACAUUACUACAUGACAGAUUCAAUAUUUUUUUAGCAGUAUCAGGUCUUAAAGCUAACCUAGCCAAAAGCUUUAUUUACUAUGGAGGGGUCAGCUUAGAAGUGAAACAUGACAUACAGCAAAAACUAGGAUGUAGUCAAGGAUCUCUCCCUUUCAGAUAUCUGGGCAUACCACUUGACACAAAGAAUCUCUCUGUAAUGCAAUGGCAGCCACUCGUUGAUAAAAUAAUGGCUAGGAUAUCCUCUUGGACAUCAAAGAAGCUCUCAUAUGCAGGCAAAAUUCAAUUGGUGCAACAUGUAAUCUUUGGUAUUCAAGCUUAUUGGGUUCAAAUCUUUAUCAUACCAGCUAAAGUUGUCAAAGCAAUUGAUGCCUACUGUAGAAGCUAUGUGUGGUCAAGGGAGAAUAUAAUUACUAAAAAAGCUUUAGUGGAUCAAGUCUUUGCAACCAUUGGAGCACCAAAGCAGGCAUCAUGGAUGGUCAGGAAAAUACUUGGAGCAAGGGGUAAUCUGGAUGUCAUCAGCAAUAGGCAAAUUCACCAAAGGAAUGUAAUCAAACAGGUUUACUUGCAAAUGUUAGAAAAACUGGCUAAAGUCUCAUGGAAAGGUUUAAUGUAUCAGAAUCAAGCACAACCAAAAGCAAUCUUCUCAAUUUGGCUACAAGUUCAAGGAAGAUUGCUCAUUGCUGACAGAUUGAAGAACUAG
Messenger RNA from Nicotiana tabacum (common tobacco), 843 nucleotides. The record is from RefSeq and is a predicted model, not a curated record. Lineage: Eukaryota; Viridiplantae; Streptophyta; Magnoliopsida; Solanales; Solanaceae.